AUGGCGCUAGAAUGUAUCUAUCGUCCCCCAAUGACCAGCCUGGAGACGGAUGCAUCCGUUCUGGCUCGUCUCACACAAAUUGAGGCGCGCCUACAAGUCCUCGACCAAGGUCGAACAGAUCCGGGUUCUGCCGGCACGCCUCUGAUUGUCAAUACUUGGCCAAAGAUACCAUCGUUCCACCACGCUGCCGCUCACAAAAUGUUCAAUUACUGGGCACACCUGACCGUGAACCUCCGCAUCCCUGGCUUGGAGCCGCUUAAAUACGUCGGCCGGGUAGACGACAAUGAUACAGGUCUUUUUAGUUCGACUUUCGAACUCCCCAUUCCUGCAGAGGUCCCUGUUUCCACCGUGCUCAAAUCUAUCGACUCCUUGUUUGCAACCAAGGAGGGUUUACCUUUCGUCUUCAGGCAUCUCCUUUUGCACGGUGGACUGUCGCACGAAGUCUGCCGCGACGUGUUUCGCCGAUAUUCGAGCGCGUCUCUGGGUCACGACAUCAUGCUCACCUUCAAGAAACAGCCCAUCGAGGAGCUCGCUGUGCAGGCUCUCGCUCUCAAACAUAGGGCCAUUCAAACAGGGGAGAGGACCGUAGGUGAUCAAGCAGAUGUCUCUUUCCGCCAUGCACUCCAACAAGUGUGGGUGGUGCAAGCCCACCAAACCCCACAAGCCCUACCAUUCAGAUUCUUGUUGGUUAUCAUGAUGCUCUAUCUGUAUGGUAAACCUCACCAUGCCUUGAGCAUCCUGCAAAACCUUGAAUCUCUCGUUUGGAAUACCGCCCCAAGACCUGACGAAAAUCCUGCUGUCAAAGCUCAGUAUGAAGCUUACCUGUAUCUGUUCUAUAUCCUGGAAAGGUAUCUUGGACUGAAUCUUCGCUAUGGGUCUAUUCUAAUGUCGAUCAGCGAUAUCCUGAGCGAAGUAGACGGGGUGCCCUCGGAGCGCCUGCAUUCGCUCAUCGUUGCGGCAUUGACCCGAAGCACAACGAUCGCCCCUCCCAAUCCAUUUGAGAACGAACCGUUCACGGCAUCAGCAGAUAAUUAUAAGUGCCUUGAACUCCAGGCGCAUCUGCAGCUCAGGGCGUACAUGAAUACCAUUCUAGAACAUAUGUACAAACUUGAUCGAGCCUAUUGCCGUCCAGAGGACGUUGAAGGGGUCAUUACCGAGAUUGGACAGCGUUUGGAUAUGUGGUACUGGACCCUCCCCCCGAGUAUGAGAUUUCCACGACACUCGUCAUCCUUCUAUCUGGCAUCAAACGAUUCGUGGCACAUCAUGGACGAAUUGAGAUUUCGAUAUUAUGCUACUAUAUUCCUCGUCAAUCGCCCCAUAUUGUACCAUGUGCUACACGUGAGAUAUCAAAAUGCCGUCACCACCGGCAAUAUCGGCCCCAUUCAGCACGAUCUGAGGCUGGAUCCGUGGGUCUCUGAAUCUUGCCAUAAUUGCGUGCAGAAUGCGACCAUGAUCAUUCUCCUCCACUCAAAAGCGCGUGAAACCAAAGGCCACGAAUAUUUCGAGAGUUGGAGCAACCUUCAGCACCUGGUUGCCGCCUAUGCAAUCAUACUUCAGGUUCAAGAGUCAGCGAUAGCCGUCCUCCUCCAAGGCUACGGAGAUCCAGAUCGCUUACUUGACAUUGCCGAAGCUGUGCUUGAGCAUGGCUUGAACAGGCCUCCCAACAUUCGCGAGACGUUGACUAUCCUCAAACACAUUCGACGAAAUUUCAAGAGGAACACAACAACCAGUCCAUCAACCGACAAUGGCCGUGCUACUUCACCUGUCUACUCUGUGAAGAGCCACCAGAGCAAGCCCAGCAUCCAGAGCUAG
Molecule: messenger RNA, 1812 nt
Organism: Fonsecaea erecta
Lineage: Eukaryota; Fungi; Ascomycota; Eurotiomycetes; Chaetothyriales; Herpotrichiellaceae
Exons: 4
Coding region: 1-1812 (603 amino acids)
Source: RefSeq, a predicted model, not a curated record